Messenger RNA from Sycon ciliatum, 2690 nucleotides. RefSeq names its product leishmanolysin-like peptidase. The transcript has 20 exons. Gene Ontology annotation, cellular component: membrane; cytoplasm. Bases 200 to 2197 code for a protein of 665 amino acids. Gene Ontology annotation, molecular function: metalloendopeptidase activity. Gene Ontology annotation, biological process: cell adhesion; proteolysis. The record is from RefSeq and is a predicted model, not a curated record. Lineage: Eukaryota; Metazoa; Porifera; Calcarea; Leucosolenida; Sycettidae.
UGUGCGGUUCGAACUACUUUGAACCAGGGAGUAGUUUUGAACAUCCGGCCUGAAUGCAGAAAGUUUGAUUUUUACCUAAUCAUUGUGGUCGAGUUGCCUGGUAGUCCCUGCUUGCUUAUUUUUCUGUCGGUGGCGAGACUUAGUCCUGCGUGCAUGAAGUAAUAAACAGACUCUGUGUCUCAGCUGUGAAGGGCCAGCUAUGGAAGUAUGGCUACUGUGGCUAAUGUUCGGGGGGUUGUCUUGUUUAGUUGCUGUCAGAGCUGAUGAUGCUGUACCUUGGCCUGAGAAAAAGGCUCAGUUAGUGGAUGUGGGUGCGGCAGAACAUCAUCGUGUGCGCAGGCAGGGCACAGCUAGAAUGCCACUACGAAUAACCCCGGUGUAUGAUGAUGAUUCAGUCAAUGCGUUACCGACAGCUAACAGAACUAUAUUGCAGGAGCUGGUACAGGAGAUGGUCAGUUACUACUCAGUGCGCUACUCUGUUGACCGUCUUACUGCACCAAUUCGAAUCAGUCCAUCCUGCGCUGGUGGAAACUAUUUCCCCACCAAAAGUGACUCAACUAAGAUAGCGUGUAGAGAAUCAUGUACUGUCACUACCAAAUGUGGUCUGGCUGUUGUCAAGCCAGUACAUCUCAAGGCGUGCUAUUCGUGUCAGGCUGGAGGACUGAACUGUAGGUACAGUGGAUCAAAUGGCACUGGUGGGACAAAUUCCGACAUUGUAGUUUACAUCAGCGCUAAGCAUGAAUCACUGUGCGCCACUACUGGAUCGUCUACUCUUGGAUUUGCACAGCAUUGUGCUCAGGAGAGUGUGCUGAAUAGGCCCAUAUUUGGUAACCUGAACUUGUGUCCCAAUCGCCUGGAGACGUCAAAGAGCGUGCGUCCUCACUUGCGUGGUCUCAUACUCCAUGAGAUGUAUCACAUUCUGGCCAUGACACCAUCAUUAUUUGCAUUCUACCGUGAUGAGAAUGGAGCACCCCGUACUAGUAGGGGUAUGGAUGGCUUUCCCAACUUAUCACCUCAGUUCCUGACAACAACCAUGAAUGGUUUUGAUUUCCCGGCAAACUCUGUAUAUAGUUGGUCUGACAGUGUUGUGGACACGACCACUAUCCCCUGGCAAUCAGCCACUGGAACUACUCAACUCGCCUACUACAUCAUGAAAACACCGAAAGUCAGAUCGUAUGUCCGUCAACACUUCAAUUGUCCCUCACUAGCAGGUGCCCAGCUGGAGAAUCAAGGUGGAAGAGGAACUGCACUAGCACAUUGGGACCAGAGAGUGUUUGGAAAUGAAGUCUUGACAGGAGUGACAACAUCCGAGUAUAUCUUCUCCAACCUGACCAUGUCGCUAAUGGAAGAUAGUGGAUGGUAUGACGCAAACACGAGCUUGGCUGAGCCAUUGAUCCUAGGCGAGGGGCUUGGCUGCGACUUUGUGCGGACAAGUUGUCGGGCGUGGAUGACCUCCAAAGAGUCACAGAAUUUGGACAUUUCACCGUACUGUAAGGAGACCACAAACACAGGGCACAGCCUGCGUUGUGAACCGGAGCGGAGGGCAGUUGCUUUGUGCUCACUACGGCAAUACGAUCAGCCACUACCGGCACAAUACCAGUACUUUGGCGGAGCGCUGACUAUUCCCGGUGUUGUAAGUGGAGACCUGGAUAAAUACGGAUCUCAAGUCGCACUAGCUGAUUACUGUCCCAUGCUUAAUAGGUUCAACAAGAAUGACAUGACAAAUUCAAUAUGCACUAUUGAAUCCAACGCGCCCACAGCAUCAGACGUUCUGGACUUACAGUAUUAUGGGAGUGGAUCACGGUGUAUACAACAGGGAGGACAGUUUAGCCGAGUAUCAGGUCGAGUACGUGUCACACCGAGGUUAUACGGUGCUGGUUGUUACAGGGUACACUGUGUAGCUCCUAGCUCACUAUUUGUAGACGUUGGUACCAACAGAAUCAACUGUACUAAAAGAUCCAGUGCACCUGUUAGCGUCAACGUUACAAUAAAUGGUGACGUAUUUAACGGCUCUAUCAUAUGCCCUGACUACAAGACAGUGUGUUAUGGCUCGUUGAUCACCUCCAGUCUCCCGGCUCAAGUUCAAUGUCCAAACAACUUCAACUGCCCGGUGCCUAGCUCAUCGUCACGACUACUGACAUGGACAGUUUGGAAAUCCGUUCUUAUUCUUCUGGUUCUGCUGAAAGUCCUUCUCUAACAACUACAUGUACGGGUAGUUGUAUUUCUUGACUUUGUCCUUGAUUUGACCAUUGUCCUUGAUUUGAUCAUCGUCCUUGAUUUGAUCAUCGUCCUUGAUUUGAUCAUCGUCUACAGUCCAUUGGCUAUAGUGUUAUCUCUUAAACUGUCGAAUCCUAUAAUUAUAAUAAUAGGAUUUUUUGAAUUUUUUCCAAUAAUCAUGACCAUGCAUCUCUCCCCCCCCCCCCCCCCCCCCCGGGAUAAGUUGUGUGCCUAAAUUGUAUUGUCAGGUGUUAGGGCAAUAUCAGUGGUCUCUCUUCAGAAGUUUUCAAGAGUGCCAGUAUUGUCGCUCGACUCAUACAGGUGUUUUAGAGAGGACAUGUCAGUUUCUUUUUGACAGAUUGAUACUGUGGAAGCAGAAAUAUUCGUCUGCAGUUUAAUUUCGUCAUUUUCGUCCAAGGAUCUUUUAGAUUAAAUUAAAUGCCGGACUACUGUCGAUUUGUCCAGCUUUUCAA